AUGCUGGCAACGCUCGCGCGGAACAGCCUGUGGAAGCGCCAUGCGCUCGGCCGCUUCUGCAGCAGCAGCGUAGACGCGCCGACCAAGAUUAUCGUCGAGAAGCUCAAGCAUGCGUCUAAGGACGGCGACUGGAAGACGGCGCUCGGCACGUUCCAGCACUUUGUCUCGACCUUCCCGCAGGCCGUCGAGCCAUACCACGCCAAUCUGGUGCUGCGCGUCUGCGCCGCCCAAGGCCGCCAUCGCGAAGCCAAGAAAGUACUGCACACGAUGCAGCAGAUUGGGCUCAAGGAGCUCAACGCGGCCGCGCCUCCAGACGCGGAUACGCCCAGUAGCACAGCCGAUGCAAAUGCGACGCUCGAGUCCAAGGCGCUCAUGUGCAUCGCGCUCAUUGAGAACGGCAAGGGCCACGAUGCGCUGCAGACGUUGCACACGCAGGCCACGGAGGCGCUUGCGGCGACCUCCGACGAAGAGGCCACGCGUCGCGCCCUGAACGGCUUCGUGUACAAGCCCAUCAUCCAAGCACUCAAGAACAAGAACGACUGGAAGCUCACGCUCACGGUACUCCACCACAUGCAGGGCUUUGGCCUUCCGAUCUCGCUCCGAGGCUACCGCAUGCUCUUCUUGGCGCUCGCCAGCGGCCGCCAGAACGAAAAGCUCGUGGACGUAACCAACCAAGUGCUGCGUCUCCGCGGCGACGUUCUCGAUGUUGCGACGUACACAGUGCUCUUCAAGACACUGAGCGCCCUCGGCGAACACGAGGCCGUCGAGCGUGUCCUCGACCAGAUUGCAGCCACCAAGCCACGCGACUGGAUGCAAACGAGCACCGACGUCAACUUUUACAACGCGCUCAUUCGCGCCAAGAUGCUCUCGGGGGACAUGGACUACUGCCUCACGCGACUCAAGGAGAUGGAAGGACCCUUGGCGCCGGACGCGUUCCCGUAUACCACGUGCAUGCUCGGGUUCCUCAACACGGACAAGUCGUUUGUGAUCUUCAAGCUCUACAAGGACAUGCUCGCCCAGGGCAUCGCGCCCUCGAUUCUGACGCUGGCUCUCGUGCUGCGCGCGAUCAAGACGUCGCCCAAGCAGCGCAAGCUCAUCCCUGGGAUCAUAAGUACGCUGGAGACGACGCCGCUGGAGAAGGCCGACUUUGUGCACACGGUCAUUGACGCGCUCGAAGAGCUGAGAGAACGCGACGCGAGCCACGCCGUGUUUGAUCGCGCGAUGGACGAAAACAUGCUUGGCGAGUGGCGCAAGGCCAAGGCUGCCGUCGAAUUCGCGUUGCAUGCGAUUGCGGACCAGCCCAAGAGCGUUCUCAAGACAGAGCUCCAAGACCUCAAAAUCAUCACGGGCAAGGGCCGAGGCAGUCGCGAGUACAUGAAGCCAGUGCUCAAGCCCGAGAUUAUCACGAUGCUUCGCAAGCACUUUCGACUGAUUGCGUUUUCGCCCGCCCAAAACGAAGGGUCUCUAGUCGUCAAGAAGGCCAACUUGGAGGCGUAUAUCGAUACGUACCACGGCGAAUAAUAGCCGAAUAUCCCUAUUUUUGAACAAGCAAUAACUAGGAGCCAGAGGUUUUGUUGUACCCUUUCUAAAAGACAGCUCUCGAC
Messenger RNA from Saprolegnia parasitica CBS 223.65, 1604 nucleotides. RefSeq lists its product as hypothetical. Gene Ontology annotation, molecular function: protein binding. The transcript is spliced from 5 exons. NCBI's taxonomy places the organism in Eukaryota, Oomycota, Saprolegniomycetes, Saprolegniales, Saprolegniaceae. Bases 1 to 1521 code for a protein of 506 amino acids. The record is from RefSeq and is a predicted model, not a curated record.